AUGGCCCGGGCCGCAGCCCUCCGGCCGUUGAGAUUGUCGCCUCCGACGCUGCCGCUACUGCCGUUGCUGCUGCUCCUGCUCCGGGAAACCGGAGCCCAGGAUGUGCGAGUUCAGGUCGCCGCUGAGGUGCGGGGCAACCUAGGGGACACGGUAGAGCUGCCCUGCCACCUGCUGCCUUCAGCGCCUGAAAUCCGAGUGUCCCAGGUGACGUGGCUGCGCCUGGACGCUCCCGAAGGAGAACAGAACGUGGCCAUCUUCCACCCCCAGUAUGGUCGCAGCUUCCCCAGCCCGAAGCCCGGCAAGGAGCGGCUGUCCUUCGUCAAUACCGCGCCGAGCGCGGGGGCCGGGCAAGGCACGGAGCUGGAGGUGCGGGACGCCACGCUGUCCCUCCGGGGGCUGACGGUGGAGGACGAGGGCAACUACACUUGCGAGUUUGCCACCUUCCCCAAGGGCACCAGCCGGGGAGUCACCUGGCUCAGAGUCAUAGCCCAGCCCCAGAACCAUGCCGAGAAACAGGAGGUCACAUUCAAUCUGGAUCCUGUACCCGUGGCCCGCUGUGUCUCCGCAGGCGGCCGACCACCUGCCCGGGUCUCCUGGCUCUCACCCUUGGAUGGGGAGGCCAAAGAGACCCAGGGGUCGGGGCCCCUGCCUGGCACGGUCACCGUCACUAGCCGCUACACUGUGACACCCUUGAGCGAAGCAGACGGGGUCAAGGUCAUCUGUAAAGUGGAGCACGAGAGCUUCCAGGAGCCCAAACUGCUGCCAGUGACUCUCUCUGUGCGCUACCCCCCCCAGGUCACCAUAUCCGGCUAUGAUGACAACUGGUACAUUGGCCGUAGUGAGGCCACCCUGAACUGUAACGUCCGCAGCAAGCCAGAGCCCACGGGCUACGACUGGAGCACGACUUCCGGUGUCUUCCCAGCCUCAGCAGUGGCCCAGGGCCCCAAGCUGAUUGUCCACUCAGUGGAUCGGCUGUUCAACACCACCUUCAUCUGCACUGUCACCAAUGCCGUGGGCACUGGCCAAGCCGAGCAGGUGGUCCUCGUUCGAGAGACACCCAACACAGCCGGAGCAGGGGCCACAGGCGGCAUCAUUGGGGGCAUCAUCGCUGCCAUCAUCGCUACUGCUGUGGCCGCCACGGGCAUCCUGAUCUGCAGGCAGCAGCGGAAGGAGCAGAGGCUGAAAGGGGCAGAGGAGGAGGAGGAACUGGAGGGACCUCCCUCAUACAAGCCACCGACCCCAAAGGCAAAGCUGGAGGAACCAGAGAUGCCCUCCCAGCUCUUCACCCUGGGGGCCUCAGAGCACAGCCCACUCAAGACUCCCUACUUUGAUGCUGGUGUCUCAUGUGCCGAGCAGGAAAUGCCUCGAUACCAUGAGCUGCCCACCUUGGAAGAACGGUCAGGGCCCCUGAUCCUUGGGGCCACAAGCCUGGGGUCCCCCAUCAUGGUGCCUCCAGGGCCACCUGCUGUGGAGAGGGUUUCCCUGGAUCUAGAGGACGAGGAGGAGGAGGAAGACUAUCUGGACAAGAUCAACCCCAUCUACGAUGCCCUGUCCUACUCCAGCCCCUCUGAGUCCUACCAGGGCAAAGGCUUUGUCAUGUCCCGGGCCAUGUAUGUGUAA
Rangifer tarandus platyrhynchus (Svalbard reindeer) is the source of this 1620-nucleotide messenger RNA. NCBI's taxonomy places the organism in Eukaryota, Metazoa, Chordata, Mammalia, Artiodactyla, Cervidae. The record is from the annotation of a GenBank genome assembly.